This is a messenger RNA of Saccharomyces paradoxus, 2562 nucleotides long. RefSeq lists its product as uncharacterized. The record is from RefSeq and is a predicted model, not a curated record. The transcript has a single exon. The coding region runs from base 1 to 2562 and encodes 853 amino acids. Lineage: Eukaryota; Fungi; Ascomycota; Saccharomycetes; Saccharomycetales; Saccharomycetaceae.
AUGGCUCUGCCAAUAGAAGGCAAAUUAUCCAUGGCAACUAAUAAGAUCGAAAGGUUAAAAUCACCUUCGUCUUCGUCGACAUGCUCAAUGGACGAGGUUCUCAUUACUUCAAGCAAUAACAGCAGCUCCAUAUGUUUAGAGACCAUGCGCCAAUUCCCUCGGGAAGGUGUUUCUGGUCAGAUAAAUAUCAUUAAAGAAACUGCUUCUUCUUCUACUUCUCAUGCUGCUCUCUUCCUUAAGCAAGAUCUUUACGAGCAUAUAGACCCCCUCCCUGCUUAUCCACCAAGUUAUGAUCUAGUAAAUCCCAAUAAAGAGGUUCGUUUUCCUACGUUUGGCGACACAGCACCAUGCUCAAAGUCUUCUCUACCACCGUUAUAUGCACCUGCAGUACAUGAAUUGACUUUGAUCUCCUUAAAAUUGGAAAGAUUCUCUCCUUAUGAAGUUUCUAACAACAGGAGCUGGAAAAAUUUUAUCGUUGAAAUUAAUUCGACCCAACUAAAUUUUUACCACAUUGAUGAAUCUUUGACGAAGCAUAUCAGGAAUUAUUCAAGUGGGGAAACAAAAUCCGAAAAGGAGGAUAGAAUUCAUAGUGACCUGGUCCAUCGCAGUGAUCAAUCACAACAUCUGCAUCACCGUUUAUUUACUCUACCGACAAGAUCAGCUUCGGAGUUUAAAAAAUCGGAUCAAGAACGGAUUUCUUAUAGAGUGAAACGUGAUCGAUCCCGGUAUUUAACCAACGAAGCUCUCUAUAAGUCAUUCACUUUACAAAAUGCAAGAUUCGGAAUACCAACAGAUUAUACCAAGAAAAGUUUUGUACUAAGAAUGUCUUGUGAAAGUGAACAGUUUUUAUUGAAGUUCUCUCAUAUUGAUGAUAUGAUUGACUGGUCUAUGUACCUGUCGAUCGGUAUAUCGGUAUCGUUAGACUUGGAAGUUAGGGAAUAUCCGGAUUAUCGAAUCGUCCCCAGGAGGAGAAGGAGGAGAAGAAGGAGAAGAAGGAGAAGAAGACACAGUCAUAGAAGUGAAAGUUCGAUGGGAUCCUUUUCGCAAAGAUUCAUUCGGUCUAACUCCAGACCCGAUUUAAUCCAAAGAUAUAGUACCGGGUCUAGCAUCAAUAACAAUGCGACUAUCAGGGGACGCUCGAACACUUUCACAGGUGGUCUAUUAGAUCAUUACUGCUCCGGCUUAUCACAGACCUCGACAGAUGCAUUAGUGUCCUCGGCUGCAUCUGGAGAAGCCAGUGAUAACAGCACCCUUGGAUCAACAAGAUCAUCAUCUGGAUGUUCAGCUUCCCGUUCGAUUGCAUCCAGAAGUUUGAAGUUUAAAAUAAAGAACUUUUUCAGACCUAAAAAUUCCUCGCAAACAGAAAAGCUUCACAGACUCAGAUCGAACUCAAGUAACUUAAAUAGUGUUAUUGAAACGGAAGAAGAAGAUGAACAGCAUGAAUCAAGUGGGGGCAACAAUCCAGAACGUGGUGUUCCGGUAAGUGCAACCAUUAAAGUUGAGCACCCAUUGCAUAGAAAUAGAGCUAUUUCCAUACCUCAAAGACAACUAUUGAGGCGUGCAAUUAGCGAGGAGGUUGUUCCCAUUAAAUUUCCAAAUGGUACAACGGAUGAAUCGGUUUCCUCUAUCCAUGGGACUGUUGAUCCUUCGCCCCCUAAUGAGCAGCUAUCCGUUGAUGGCUGUGAAAUUAUGCUGCGAUCACAAAAUGCAGUUAUGAAAGAGGAAUUACGAAGUUUUGCCUCGGAUUUAGUAGCUAAUGAAAGGGACGAGACUCCAGUUAGAGCUACGCCUCAAAGUUCUUCUAUAUAUCUGCAAGAAUUAGCCCCUAAUGGGGAAUCCACUACAAAUUUACCUCAAAGCAGUAGUUCAUUCUGUCUAACAGAACGUAGUGCUCAAAUGAAUGACGAUGAAAAUGCUACUGAGACCGAUGAGGAUGAAAACGAUGACACUGAUGACGAUGCCGGCAACGAUACUGAUGAUGAUACCGAUGAUAAUAAUAUUGGUUAUGCUUAUGGCAGUGAAAGUGAUUAUUCAUGUUUAGUGGAACAACGAAUAAUAAAUAGAAGACGGGCAUCUUCUACUCUAAGUUGUUUCUCAAAUAUCCCUUACGGGACCGAUGAUGUCAAAUGGAAACCAGCUAUCAAGGAAAUUUCAAGGAGACGUUAUUUAAGGGAUUCCCUAAAGUGCAUCAAACCAUUUUUAGAUAGCAAUGACUGUUUGGGUAAGGUUAUUUAUAUCCCAGUUUCGGGGCCAACUUUUGAAACAAGUAAUAAACUUCACGUUAAUAAUAAUCAGAGUUUGCAAAAGCUGAAAAACCAUUUUUUGAAGGCCUUUAUUGUGGGACCUACGGCGUUGAUAGAACUUAAUUGUAAAAAUAAGAAUGCAAUUGUCGGAACAACAAAGGACGCUGAAGAUCAUGACGGGGACAACGAUGAUGAUGAUGAUGCUGAGGAUGAUGAAGAGGACGAUGAUGAUGAUGAUGACGAUGAUGAUGACGAUGAUGAUGACGAUGAUGAUGACGAUGACGAUGAUGAUGAGGAGGAGGAACAGAACACUGCAUGA